AACGUCACGCAGCACAACAUGGCAGUUCCCUUGCGCCGGCUACACCACGUUUCGCUCCACGUUUCUAAUGGGCAGAAAUUAUCAUAUGACCUUGUUUCCAAAUACAAGUUUAAUUUAUUUGCAACUAGAUUGACUGCUAAGUCCAAGCAGGUGGCUUUUAGGAAGGGAGCAGCUGUUUUCGUUGUAAAUGAGGGGCCAAACCAUAAUGUGACCGGAUUGAAUGAAGGGCUGCUUAGUGCAACGGACAAACAUUCAAUCGAUCCACGCCGGACUGACGUUGGGAAACACAAGCAGGGUAUUUCCUCAGCAUUUCUUUACGAUGUCAGCCCGCAUCACCCGCUGGACUCUGUCAGUAACGUGUGUUUCGAGGUAGAGGAUGUUGAAAGGUCAUUCAAGGUUCUCCACCAUCUGGGUUGUAAUUUCCUGGUGCCCCCCACGACUGUCGAGGACGAGAAUGGCCUGGUCACCUACUCCGUCGUUAAAUCAGUUGUCGGAAACGUGUGCCACACGCUUAUUGACAGGAAAAAAUAUGGGGGGAUCUUUCUACCCGGGUUUGAUGUCACGGAAAAGGGUUGGAGCUUGGAAGAAGAGGACAUGUCUUGUCCAGUAACACAUUUUGACCACGUUACUUAUGCCUGUCCCAGGAAUUCCACUCACCAGGUCAUGAAGUGGUAUGAGAAGCUAUUUGGUUUCAAGAGGUUUUUCAUUGAUAGUAAUGAAGAUGUGGAUGAAGGUUUUGUGGUAAACCAGGAAGGCGUUGGACUGCGACUCACUGCCAUGCAGUAUUGGAAAUGCAGCAAAGCUGGCAUCACUCUUCCAUUUGUAGACAAGAAAGAGCCUGACUGCAAGUUUGUAAUUGCAGAAUCACUACCUCAACAAGGCAGAAACCAGGUUGACACCUUCCUGGAGGAGCAUAAGGCCCCGGGGAUCCAGCACAUUGCACUGUACACCAAAAACAUUGUCUCUACUGCACAUGCAAUGGCUGAAGCUGGUGUACAGUUUUUCUCUCCUCCUCCGGCCUACUACACAGAGGUGGGAAAACAGCAGGAAAUAGAGGAAGCAGGACACAAUCCCCAGAUGCUGGCACAGCAUGGCAUUCUCCUGGAUACAGACCUGCACCAGGAUCCCUUAUCUAUGAGAGCAUCCAACGACAGAAGAUACCUUCUCCAGGUGUUCACCAAGCCCAUAUUUGCAGAGGACACCUUCUUCCUGGAGUUGAUAGAGCGAAGAGGGGCGACAGGUUUCGGCGAGGGCAACAUCAAGGCACUGUGGAGAUCAGUGCAGGCAUAUAUGGAGAAUGAAAAGAGGGAUUCUCAAAGAGAUGGAUCCCUAAAAUCCGUGCAAACUGCUCAACACUAGUCAAUACAUUUUUUAAGUUUAAUUUAUUUCAGAUGUGUUUGUUUAUAUCAGUGUUAUAGCACUUACUUUAGUGACAGUCAUUGACCACAAUUGACUUUAUAUAAACGAGUUCAACACAUCAGAUGCUGCACAGAAUACUUGAAAUGUUACAAGAAAAAUACUCUUGUUUGCUGUAAAAGAUUCUUUGUUCUGACUACAUCAAAGCAAACCAAAUGACUCCAGAGCAACUGUUCCUCAAUAAAUGUGUUAUACCCACAACAGA
This is a messenger RNA of Melanotaenia boesemani (Boeseman's rainbowfish), 1621 nucleotides long. Its product is annotated as 4-hydroxyphenylpyruvate dioxygenase-like protein. The record is from RefSeq and is a predicted model, not a curated record. The transcript is spliced from 5 exons. Gene Ontology annotation, biological process: aromatic amino acid metabolic process. Bases 19 to 1359 code for a protein of 446 amino acids. Gene Ontology annotation, molecular function: 4-hydroxyphenylpyruvate dioxygenase activity. Lineage: Eukaryota; Metazoa; Chordata; Actinopteri; Atheriniformes; Melanotaeniidae.